AUGGCGUUCCAGUCUGGCGAAGCAGUCCGGGUCCGCGGCUCGACCGUGGUCUACAAAGUCGUCGCCGUGAACAGCAACUUGGUCACCAUCUUGGUCUCGAAUCCGCAGCCCGAUGGCCAGUAUUUACCGUUUACCCCGACUGCGCUGCAGACGGUCGACGAGUCCCGACUUGAGAAAGCGGAUGACGUCUCUUGA
Chaetomium globosum CBS 148.51 is the source of this 195-nucleotide messenger RNA. RefSeq lists its product as uncharacterized. The record is from RefSeq and is a predicted model, not a curated record. The transcript is spliced from 2 exons. The coding region runs from base 1 to 195 and encodes 64 amino acids. Lineage: Eukaryota; Fungi; Ascomycota; Sordariomycetes; Sordariales; Chaetomiaceae.